UAUAACAUAUCAUAUAAACCGAGUUCCUCUUAGAUUAGCCAUCCCGAAUUUCCUCGGCAAAUCCAAGACCAUAACCAAAUAAUUCAAUCGGCUGCCAUGAGAAGAUGAAAAAUGGCAGAUUUCAACCUAUUACGCGCCGGAUUUUCUCAUCACUCAGCGAUUCUCUUCCCUCCGCCGCCGCAACCCAAACUUCGAACCAAACAUCCACCAUUUUAGCAUCAGCCCUGCAACAUUACAUCAAUUCCGACGACCCUUCUCCCGGUCAGAAGCUCCAUUCCCAUAUUCUCAAAUCCGGGUUCAUACCCAAUACAAGUAUCUCCAUUAAACUACUCAUACUCCACCUGAAAUGUAACUCAUUGAAGUAUGCACGCCAGGUGUUCGACGAAUUGCCUCAAAAGACACUUUCCGCAUACAAUUAUAUGAUAAGUGGGUAUAUAAAGGUGGGAAAAGUUGCUGAAUCGUUUUCUUUGGUUCGUGAGCUCAUAAUUUCCGGUGAAAGGCUCGAUGGGUAUACAUUUUCAAUGAUUUUAAAAGCGUCUACUUGUGCACGUAAUGACUCUGUUCUGCGUUGUUUAGGAAGGGUGGUUCAUGCCCAGAUAUUGAAGUCGGAUGUAUCACCAGAUGAUGUGCUUUACACUGCGCUUAUUGACUCGUACGUUAAAAAUGGCGACGUUUAUUUUGCUAGGAUUGUGUUUGAUAUGAUGUUGCAAAAUAAUGUGAUAUGUUCGACAUCGAUGAUUUCGGGAUAUAUGAAUCAGGGGUUGGUUCAAGAUGCUGAAGAGAUUUUUAUGAAGACUGUUGAAAAGGAUAUAGUUGUAUUCAAUGCAAUGAUUGAAGGUUAUAGUAAAACGCUUGAACAUGCCAAGAAAUCGCUCGAGGUUUACAUUGACAUGCAACGUUUGUGUUUUUCACCGAAUAUUUCGACGUUUUCGAGUGUGAUCGGUGCUUGUUCGGUGUUGGCAGCAUUUGAAGCAGGCCAACAAAUUCAAUGUCAACUUAUGAAGACUAAAUUCUUCACAGAUAUCAGAAUGGGAAGUGCUCUUAUAGACAUGCACUCCAAAUGUGGAAGAACGGAGGACGCUCGUCGAGUUUUCGACCAAAUGCCGGAGAGAAAUGUCUUCUCAUGGACGUCUAUGAUAGAUGGAUAUGGAAAAAAUGGAUAUCCAAAUGAAGCACUAGAGCUUUUUUGCAUUAUGCAAGAGAAACACCAGAUUCAGCCGAACUUCGUUACCUUUCUGAGCGCUCUCUCGGCUUGUGCACACGGAGGGCUAGUAGAGAAGGGGCAGGAUAUUUUUGAAAGCAUGGAGAGAGACUACUCAUUGAAACCAAAAUUGGAGCAUUAUGCAUGUAUGGUUGAUCUACUGGGACGUGCAGGAAGUUUGCAUCAAGCAUGGGAAUUCAUUAUGCAAAUGCCUGAGCCUCCCAAUUCUGAUGUAUGGGCAGCUCUACUGAGCUCAGCUAAGCUUCAUGGCAACAUUGAAAUGGCCUGCAUAGCUGCUAAUGAACUAUUUAAGCUGAAUGCUGACAGUCGGCCAGGAGCUUAUGUUGCCUUGUCUAAUACCUUUGCAGAAGCUGGGAAAUGGGACAAUGUUAGUGAACUGAGAGAGGUUAUGAAGAUGAGAAGAGUUAAAUGCAAAGGCAGCAGUUGGGUGGGGGCUGAUGGCAGCUUAUAAGUGUUGACAUUCAACCGAUAACGCGGAAUUGCUUGUUCGGUCAGAGAAGUGUUUAUGCCUAAUAUAAAUUGCUGAAUCUUGAUGUUGGAAUGCUCUUCAAAAAUAACUUUUUGUGUUUCUGUUGCACUCCAUAUCGCUCCAACAGUUACCAAGAGGGCGGUUUUGGUGCUUCUAAGUUGAUGUUAUCAUUUUACAGUUUGGGAUUUUGUAAUCACAGAGCUCUUAUAUAUAUCACCAAAACAACAUAAGGGCUUGCUGAGAACACUGUCCAUGAACAUUUCUAAUGCUGAUGCUCAUCAAAGACAUAGUAGGCACUGCAUCACGGAAGUAAACAUAGUGAAAUUUGCAGACUGCUGCGGCUGCUGUAAUUUAUGGAUCGCUCGUUGUAACUCCAGCGUUUGCAGUUAAAUUUUCUGCGAUUGCAUAUCAUUCGAGUGAUCGGAACUAAAAUUUGGAUGAAUUAUUCAUCAGAGGGACAGAAAUGCCACAAGUUAACUAAUCUUUGCUUCAUGGACUUCUUUCAGCUAUGGCCAGCAAGAUUUGACAAUGCCAAUAUCUAUCCAUUCAUGUUUGAACUUGUCAUUCUUAGUUUAGAUCUCUAGAAGUUUUCAAAAUGAUCGAAUGUCAUAGUAUUAUAUUGUUGAAUUUUGUACUGUCUUUUAAUGAUCCAAUUGACCUGAACAAAAAGGAUUCAACUCUUUCAAUGCAAAAGGGCCGGCACAGAUUCAUUGAGGAAACAAUGUGGGAUCAUGUUUAUAGCUGUCUAUAAUGGCGUUCAUUCCAAUGAAAAGCAUUAGAAUAGCUAGCUAUGGUAUAGUUAUAAGUAACAGGUAAUAACAUUAGGCAUCGCAAUCUGCAGGCUGCAUCUGAAUUCUUCUUUG
This is a messenger RNA of Cucurbita pepo subsp. pepo (vegetable marrow), 2554 nucleotides long. RefSeq names its product Tetratricopeptide repeat (TPR)-like superfamily protein. NCBI's taxonomy places the organism in Eukaryota, Viridiplantae, Streptophyta, Magnoliopsida, Cucurbitales, Cucurbitaceae. The record is from RefSeq and is a predicted model, not a curated record. Gene Ontology annotation, molecular function: RNA binding; protein binding. Gene Ontology annotation, biological process: RNA modification.